Molecule: messenger RNA, 2375 nt
Organism: Mangifera indica (mango)
Lineage: Eukaryota; Viridiplantae; Streptophyta; Magnoliopsida; Sapindales; Anacardiaceae
Product: probable CoA ligase CCL6
Exons: 19
Coding region: 183-2174 (663 amino acids)
Biological process (GO): cutin biosynthetic process; fatty acid metabolic process; wax biosynthetic process
Cellular component (GO): endoplasmic reticulum; membrane
Molecular function (GO): long-chain fatty acid-CoA ligase activity
Source: RefSeq, a predicted model, not a curated record
GCGCCCCCACCCCCCCCCAAUAAAAAUACUUCAAAAAUCUUGCUCAUAUUAAUCUUCAAAUUUAUUGCAGCAGCUCAACCAACUCUCCCACCCCCACCAUCCUUUUAGUUUUUGUUAAAUUCAACGAGCACUUUAGCUACCUAGUCUUUGUGGACUUCUUGAAGCUCAAAUCUUGCUUGUAGAUGACAAUGCCGGGGUCUUAUACGGUGAAAGUUGAAGAAGCAAGGCUGGCGACGGGUGGUAAGCCAUCGGCCGGGCCUGUUUAUAGGUGCGUUUAUGCGAAAGAUGGUCUGCUGGAGUGUCCGGCUGCGUUGGAGUCUCCUUGGCAGUUCUUGAGUGACACUGCCAAAAGGAUCCCAAAUAACCCAAUGUUGGGUCGACGAAAACUCACUGAUGAAAAGGGUGGUCCUUACAUAUGGCUCACUUAUCAAGAGGUUUAUGAAGCUUCAAUGUGCUUUGGUUCUGCCAUCAGGAGCCGUGGUGUCAAUCCUGGACAACGUUGUGGAAUAUAUGGGUCCAAUUGCCCAGAAUGGAUUAUAGCAAUGGAGGCUUGUACAAGCCAAGCUAUAACAUAUGUACCGCUAUAUGACACCCUUGGUGCUAAUGCAGUAGAGUUCAUCAUCAAUCAUGCUGAAGUUUCAAUAGCUUUUGUUCAAGAGAGCAAGAUCCCUGCUAUUCUUUCUUGCCUUCCAAGGUGUUCUGCAAAUUUAAAAACUAUUGUAAGCUUUGCGAAAAUUUCUAGCACACAGAAGGAGGAAGCUGAAGAGCUUGGCGUAUCCUGCUUCUCUUGGGAGGAAUUUCUACAGUUGGGAAAUUUGGAUUGUAAACUUCCCCUGAAAAAGAAGACUGACAUAUGCACAAUAAUGUACACCAGUGGAACGACAGGAGAACCAAAAGGUGUUGUUCUUAGUAAUGAGGUGAUCAUGACAGAAGUACUGAGCAUAGACCAAUUAUUUGAGGUUACAAGACAAAGGUGUUCAGAAGAGGACACAUACUUCUCAUUCCUUCCUUUGGCCCAUAUAUACGAUCAAGCAAUGGAGAACUAUUGCAUCUACAAGGGUAGCUCCAUAGGAUUUUGGCAAGGCGAUGUCCGAUAUUUGAUGGAUGACAUUCGGGAGCUGAAACCAACCAUGUUUUGUGGGGUUCCAAGAGUUUAUAGUCGUAUAUACACUGGAAUAUCCAAUAAAAUUGCAUCUGGAGGUUUUUUGUCGAAGAAAGUGUAUGAAUUUGCAUAUAACUACAAGUUGAGCUAUUUGGAGAAGGGUCUGCCUCAAGACAAAGCAGCUCCUAGGUUUGACAAAUAUGUCUUCAGUAAGAUAAGGGAAGCAUUAGGGGGAAGACUCCAAGUCAUGUUAUCUGGUGCAGCGCCAUUGCCUAGGGAUGUUGAGGAGUUUCUAAGGGUCACUAGUGGCACUCCCAUAACACAAGGCUAUGGUCUUACAGAAAGUUGUGGUGGGUGUUUUACAUCCUUAGCCAAUGUAUUUCCUAUGAUGGGAACUGUUGGGGUCCCUAUCACAACCAUUGAAGCAAGGCUCGAGUCAGUGCCAGAGAUGGGUUACGAUGCACUUUCCAGUGUGCCACGUGGAGAGAUUUGUCUCAGGGGAAACACCUUGUUCUCAGGUUACUACAAGCGGCCAGAUAUAACCGAAGAGGUUUUUGUUGAUGGCUGGUUCCAUACAGGUGACAUUGGGGAAUGGCAACCAAAUGGAGCGAUGAAAAUAAUUGACAGAAAGAAGAAUAUAUUUAAGCUGUCUCAAGGUGAAUACGUUGCUGUGGAGAGCAUCGAAAACAUUUACUUGCAGUGCCCUCUUAUCACAUCUAUAUGGGUCUACGGGAACAGUUUCAAGUCAUUUCUUGUUGCUGUGGUGAUCCCUGAGAGAAAGGCUCUCGAGGACUGGGCAGCAAGCCACCUUCACGAGGCUGUUGAUUUUAAAUCAUUGUGCAAAAACCCGAAGGCGAGAAAAUACAUUUUAGAAGAGCUGAUUAGCACUGGUCAGAGACACAAGCUUCGAGGUUUUGAGAUGUUAAAAGCUGUUCACUUGGAGCCAACCCCCUUUGACAUAGAGAGGGACCUGGUUACUCCAACAUUUAAACUGAAAAGGCCUCAACUGCUGAAAUACUACCAGAACCAGAUUGAUGAACUGUACAGUGAAGCAGAGGGACCAAAGGUCUGAGAAGCUGCUUUUGAAGCCUCAAAACUUAAGUUCAAAUAUACAUAUCUCUAUAAGUUUCCUGCUUCAUGUUACCAUUUAAUCUUAUUUUUGAACAUUCGUAAAAGAAACUUGACUACCAAAGUGAUUUGGCAUGCCGAUCCUUGUUCUUAUUUGUAGAUAAAUAAGACUAUUUGAAAACUUAAAACAUGUUUUUUCCUGUGA